Cokeromyces recurvatus is the source of this 2076-nucleotide messenger RNA. RefSeq lists its product as uncharacterized. Bases 1 to 2076 code for a protein of 691 amino acids. The transcript is spliced from 5 exons. The record is from RefSeq and is a predicted model, not a curated record. Lineage: Eukaryota; Fungi; Mucoromycota; Mucoromycetes; Mucorales; Mucoraceae.
AUGACAGAUUUAUUUAAAGCUAAAGAAAAUGAAUUUUAUAUUGAACUUAAAGAAGAAAGAUAUUAUUUCCCUGGAGAAAACAUAUUAGGCGAUGUUAUUCUCGACUUGAAAAAAGCAAGUAAAACAUUAAAUAUUAAAGUAACAUUGGAAGGAACAGUUGAAAUUGGAGGAAGAAGUUUGAUUUUAUUUUCAAAGUCUGUGUUUAUUGCCGAGUCACCAGAUGGAGAAAAAUCAUAUUAUCUUGAACCACAUACACAUCGAUUUCCUUUUAAAAUAACUAUACCAUCUUCUAAACAAUACAAAGUACCAAGUACAUUACAGAUUGGUAAUUUAUUAAAAGUAAAAUAUAAACUCAUUGCUAUUUAUAAUAAACCUUUGUAUGUCGAGAGACUUUGUCCUAUAACCUCAGUUGAUGUUAAUAUCUUGGAAGAUAUUAAUGUUGAAAGCUCAAAAUUGAUGGGAGAACAAAAGAUAAAUAAGGAACUUGUAUUAACUGGGGAAACUCGUACUGUAAAGGUUUCGACACUAGUUGGGAAACGUGCUGCUGUGAAAGGCGAUAUUAUUCCAAUAUCUAUAACUAUUGAGCAUAUCGGUGUUUUUGUACGAGACAAAGCAAUCUUGGUACAGUUAUUAAGAUCAGUUUAUUAUGGCAAAAAUACCAAUGAAUUGUUUGGUCCGAAAUCUAUAAAAGAAGUCACUUCAAAUAUUGAUAUUUCAGGUCCAACAAGUUUCACAAAAACAUUUAAUAUACAAUUGCCGAUUCCUUCUAAUGUAUGUCCAACUGUUGAUAAAUCAGGACACUCAUUUAAAAUUGACUAUACUAUACGUAUAUCUGUAAAUUUAAACGAACAAAAUCCCCUUCAAGUUGAAACACAAAGUGAUAUAGUUAUCUUUAAUAUACCAUUUACCAUUGGUACAUAUCCUCGACUUGCUUUUAGUAUCGAUGAUGAUGAUUAUGACACUAGUUUGAAUGAUCAAAAAGAGGAUGAAAUAGCUGAUUAUGAACAAAUAGCCGAGAAAAUGAAGGAAUUAGAUUUAGAGGAAUUAAGUAACUCUGCUCCUGAAAUAAUACAGCAAGAUGAAGAAUCUGCAAAUACGAAAACUAGCAUAAACCCACAUUUGCAUCAUAAAAGUACAAUUACUCGAAUUGAUCCUACUUUAUCCUCUCCUACCAAGGCCUCAGAAGAAGUAGAGUCGAUAAAUUCAUCCACGAGUAGUACAUACAAACCAAAUCAAUCUCUUUCUUCAACAUCAGCUACAAAUCCCUCAUAUAAUAUAGAAAUUAUUUCACCACCCACAGAUAAACUUUAUAAUAUACCUCAGUUAGCAGAAACUAAUCCACAACAAACCGAAAAGGAGAGUAAGAAUGAUACAGCUUCUCCAGUUAUAAAUAAUCAAACUUCACCAAUGACAAACUUACCAGCUAAUACUACUACUACUACUACUACUACUACUAUAUCCUCUGAACAAUCAUCAAAUUAUUAUAAUUCAAAUUUAAAAUUAAGUCCAUCUGAAAUUUAUAACGAUUAUCAGCCUAUCGUAUCACCUACAGCACCCACACAUGCGGAUUUACAAAGAAACGAGAGUCUUCAUCGUACUGCUAGUUCUUAUCAUGGUCAACAAUUAGGUAGACGUGAAUCCGUUCGAUGGAUAGUAAGGAAUCAAGAUGUACCUACACCAGCUGCUGUUUCUUCCCCUAUCAUCAUUCCUUCAAGCUUUCCUACUACUUGUCCUGUUAUGAAUAAUGGGGUAUCAAUGCCUAAUGUAAUUAAUCAAGCUACCACGAAUAUACCUAUGCCACAACCUUCUUAUCCUUUACCAUUCUAUAAUAAUAGUCCCAUGCUGCCUAUUCCACAACAACAGUCAUUUUCACCUUAUACAUAUACUAAUCAUUAUCCUCAACAGACACCAUUAUUUCCUGAUAAUAACACUAUGAUGGAAUUCCCUUGUCCACAACCCCAUUUUGCAGGAGGUUUUAUGCCUCCACCACCACCACCUUCAAAUCAACUAUCUUCUUCUCCUCCUCCUCCUCCUCCACUACCAUCUCCAUAUCCAAUCUAUUAUUAUCCUAAUUAG